Molecule: messenger RNA, 381 nt
Organism: Prorocentrum cordatum
Lineage: Eukaryota; Dinophyceae; Prorocentrales; Prorocentraceae
Source: the annotation of a GenBank genome assembly
AUGACAUGCGAAUCCUUCCUACUGCUGCAGGCCGACCUGGACUACACCCAGCGCAUCGACACGGCAGUGGGCUGCAAGGAAAACGCCCAGAAGCGGCAGGCGUGGACAAGAGUUGACUCGCCCCCGACUCUAGUGAAGCAGUUUGGUAUUGCGACUACGCUUGUUGACCCUACUCAUCCGAUAUGGCUUCUUGGUGGAUGGGACAAACUACAUGCUGCUAUUAUCACGCUUGGUUCGGUUCCAAGAGGGAUCGGAUGUUCGCCUGAGCCUGGCCACCGCGCCCAUCAUACCUCUACGGUUCUGGGUUUGCCCGCUUGUGGCACCGCCCCCGGCACCGACAAGCAAGGCGUUGUGCAGUGCCGUCAUUCGUACACACUCUAA